UCCCAACAUCCACACAGGCUGCAGGUGGGCAGGUCUUCAUGACACGGCGGGUGGAAAAUACUUUUUCCGCUCCAGUAAUCUAGGUCAGCAGCGGGCAGUGAUAGUGAUCAUGAUGUCAGCUGGGAGCAGGGUAAAGGUUGUUCAGAGUGGUGAGGAGCUGCAUGGAGAAGAUCAUGUCUGCACGGACUCUCCAACAACCACAGAGGAACGGCAAGGAGAGGCGGACGAUGAGGAGCAGGGCCAUCUGCCAGACGUUCUGGAAAAGACAGUGACACUGGAGCCUGGGGGCGAAGAUAAACAGCAUAAGAGGACAGAGGUGGAGAAGUCUUUUGGGAAAAGGCAAGAUGCUCAGGGGACGAACAGAGAACAGGUGAUCCAGGCAGAUGGCGCUGCAGCAGAUUCUGUCUGCUUGAUCGAGCACUCUCGGAGUAUGUGUGUGAGUAAGAUGGCUCAAGUAAAGCAUCAGAAACGAGAUCUACAGGUACAACAUCUACAGAGGAACAGAGACAAGAGCCCAGAACAGCCCUUCUUCUAUUUUGGAGGAGGAAAUGGAGCCUCCAUAGUUGUUCCAUACUGUGAGAGCAAAGGCUGGCAGCGCAUUUAUGACAAAACCCGACUGGACUACAGACUGAAAUGGUGUGAAUUGAUAUCUCCACGCACCUACAACCACUUCAGAGCAGGAGAGCAGUUGGUGUACCAGAUCCCAAACAACAAUGUCCUGACUACUAAAAUAGGUCUUUUGAACAGUCUCAGACAGUAUGACAGGAUCAGCAGCAAGAUCAACCAUGGGAAAGGACACAGGAGACUGAAGAUGGCCGAGUUUAUUCCAGACACGUUCCGUAUGGAUGUAAAAGAUGAGAGGGAAGCUUUCUUUUCUCAGCAAGACGGAUUAUGUGCUGACAAAAGCAACAUAUGGAUCUGCAAGCCAACCGGAUUGAACCAGGGUCGAGGCAUUUUCCUCCUGCGCACGCCGGAGGAUAUUGCAGCCUUCAGAACCAGGAUGCAGAUGCCAGCAGGCAGCCCUACAAACAAGAAGAUUCCUUUGAGAAUACCUGAAGCAAUGAUUGCUCAAUGGUACAUCCAAAACCCUUUGCUCCUAAAGGGCAAAAAAUUUGAUGUAAGAUCAUACUUUCUUAUCGCCUGCACCUCACCGUACAUGGUGUUCUUUCGUCAUGGUUACGUUCGGCUGACCUGUGACCUUUACGACCCCAAGUCCAGCAACCUCACUGCACACCUAACCAACCAAUAUAUGCAGAAGAAGAAUCCUUUGUACAGCAUGUUGAAGGAGGAUACAGUCUGGUCCAUGGAGCACUUCAACAGCUACAUUAAUGAGAAGUUCAUGGUGCCAAAGGAUCUGCCGAGAGACUGGGUUUUGAGUGUUUUUACAAGAAGAAUGCAGCAGAUAAUGACUCACUGCUUUCUGGCUGUCAAAUCAAAGCUGGAGUGUAAACUGGGCUACUUUGAUCUAAUUGGCUGUGACUUUUUGAUUGAUGAAGACUUCAAGGUCUGGUUGCUGGAGAUGAACUGUAAUCCUGCUCUUCACACUAAUUGUGAAGUGCUGAAAGAGGUGGUGCCUAAAACAGUUACUGAAACUCUGGACCUGGCCAUGGAGAUCUUCAAUAAAUGUCGCUGUGGCCAAAAGCUGUUGCCCCUGACCAGCCAGAAGGAUUUUGUGCUACUGUAUUGUGGUGACACUGCGGGCGUGUCCAUCACUAAACAGCGGAGCAGAACAGCAGGACCUCUCAGGACAGCAUGCUCCAAAAGCCAGUCCAGCUCUUAGAGACCACAGCAAGCUGUAAACAUUUCAGGCUGUAGCUGGAUGUCCAAAAUGUUUCCAUCUCCUUCUUUUACUAUUUCAUCCAAUUCCCCACACAGAGGGAAAAAAAUGGUUCUUAACUGGUUCUUUAAAAGCCUGUGUGGUCCCAAGAAGAACCAUCACCUCCUAAAGAACCAUUUAAUGGAGUGAAUGGUUCUACAUGUUAGUCAUAUGGUUCUUUGGGAUA
Messenger RNA from Neoarius graeffei (lesser salmon catfish), 2003 nucleotides. It is a transcript of the gene ttll10, whose product is annotated as tubulin tyrosine ligase-like family, member 10. Gene Ontology annotation, molecular function: ATP binding. NCBI's taxonomy places the organism in Eukaryota, Metazoa, Chordata, Actinopteri, Siluriformes, Ariidae. The transcript is spliced from 11 exons. The record is from RefSeq and is a predicted model, not a curated record. The coding region runs from base 110 to 1780 and encodes 556 amino acids. Gene Ontology annotation, biological process: protein modification process.